AUGUUUCAGGCUCUGGAUGCUAAAAGAGAGAAAAGAAAACUCAAAACAUCCCUUUCAAAGCUUAAAAUACUUUUGAAAAAACUGCGUAGCAACGUGAGCAUAGGAGAGUGCAAAAGCAGGAAUCUCGCUUCAGAAGGAGCAACUCUAGGGAACUACUUUGAAUAUGUUUUAAAAAAGCCACCGAACCAACUAAGCUACAAGCAGUGUAUUGCCAAAUGUCUUUUUAAUAGGCUACGACCUGAAAUCCCGAAAAAUUAUCUGCCUGUUUUCGAUGCAGACUUCCGAAAAGAGCCAAUAAAUUGUAAUUUACGGUAUACAUGGUUUGCAGCAGAAAAAUUCUGCAGAUCAAAAGGUCUCGUUCUACCUGCGUUCGAUUCCAAACUGAAAAUAACUCAGCUGCUGCUGUUUGUCAACUCACUUGUUGCUUCAAGUCGAAUCAUGAGCAUGACAGCAAAUUCCCCUUUCCGCGUUUGGGCAGGAGGGAUGAGUGUCAACGACAACAGCUACUCUUGGACUGACACUGGCGAGCAGAUUGAAAGUGACAUUUUUUCAGCUGUGAAUACAACUACUGGAAGCAACCAGAAAUGCAUUUUUGUUGAAAUCAAAGGCGAGAAUAACACAAAUUAUACGUGGAAAAAAGGAGACUGUGAUUCCACCAACAGGUUCAUUUGUGAGGUUCCAAAAUUGUGCUUUUUUGAAAAAUGCAAGACUAAAUCUCAAAUGAGGUCACUCAUGAGCAAGGAGAAGUUUAUUGUGAAGUGCGUACCUAAUCCCUGUCCGGUUUGCACAAAAUUGAAAUUGAUUGGUUCCAUUUACAAUGAGCUUACUCAAAGUGUUUUAGAAGCCAUGGAGGACAAUAUAAGAAGAUUUUUUAAUUUAAAUGGAUUGCUUUACUUUGCAAGUGAUGAAACUAUGACCAUGGACGCUGCCUUUUCUUAUUGCUGCAAAAUUCAAAUGAAUUUGUGGACUUGGAAAUCACCAACGGAUGGCUCACAAAUGGUCCAAAUUCUUCAAUCAAUAGGAUACAACACUAACCGAACAUCUGUUUUUGUGAACGCAAGGGAUGAGAAAUGCGAUGAGAAUUUCGUCUGGUGUGAUAAACAAAAGCGAGCAUUUGGUGCGGAAUAUGGUUGGAUUGAGGACGAACCUACUGAUAUUUUCGGUAAUGAGGUUUGCGUCAAAUUUGUGAUCUUGGACGGUCGACCUGCUGGAUUCUCGGACGAACGAUGCAAUGUUAAGCAAUACUUUAUUUGUGAGAGCCAGGAACCAACCGACUUAGUGAACACUUAUCAAAAGGUGCAGAAGGAUCCACCAGUGUUUCAGUUGAAAAUCGAAUGCAAAGAAAAAAGUCGAUGUGUUAAGAAAGCGUACUGGGAUGCUUUUGAGCACUGCUGCUCCAUGGGGAUGCACAUGGCUACAAUUGACACAAGGGAGGAACUGGUGAAUGUUGAGAGCAUGCACUACAGAAAUUUAACCUUUAAGGAAUUUAUCAAUCAAAGAAUAAUGCUUAUAUCAUCAUUCUACACCACAAAAAAUGGUAGUUUUUGGUGUUCGAAUGACAGGCCUAUUGACUUGAACUCAAUACCUAUGUGUUUGAACGAGCCAGACAAUGCCUUUCCCCCAGAAACUGUGUUGUGUUAUUUCAAUUUGCGUUCAGACAUAUGUUUGGGAGAUUUCAAUACUUUGACACCUUGGCACUACGUCUGUCAAUCACCGUGAAAAGCUCGUCUGACAAUGAGAGAAUGGAGAGUUAAGACGAAUUUCAA
Molecule: messenger RNA, 1766 nt
Organism: Cloeon dipterum
Lineage: Eukaryota; Metazoa; Arthropoda; Insecta; Ephemeroptera; Baetidae
Exons: 12
Coding region: 1-1719 (572 amino acids)
Source: RefSeq, a predicted model, not a curated record